UCGCGUCGGAGGAGACCAAACAAUUUGCUGAUCCGCAGCGGCUUUGUCUCCGCAGCGACUCCCCGUCGUCGUCCUCCAGUUUUCUCCCCCUCUCCGUUCCGUUCCGUUCCGUUCCGUUCCGCUCCGCUCCGCUCCGCUCCAUCCGUCCGUCCGGCCCCAAAAGGCAGGCAGGCGGGCGGGGAUGAUCCCAGCGGACCGGGCCGCCAUCGCAGGUGCGUUCGCCGCCCGUCGCGCUCAUUAGCCCGGGCUCGUCCCAGCGCCGCCGUCAUGGUGCAGAAGUCGCGGAACGGCGGCGUGUUCCCGGGAGCGCAGGCCGACCAGAAGAAGCUGAAAGUCGGCUUCGUGGGUCUGGAGGCCGGCGGGACGGACUCCAGCAGGGACGGAGCGCUGCUCAUCGCAGCCGACGAAGGUCCUCGACGUCAGCGCAGCAGCGUGUCGGGGGGGGGCAAGAGACCCCCAAAGAGGAACGCCCUCUACAGGCGGCUGCAGAACUUUCUCUACAACGUCCUGGAGAGGCCGCGAGGAUGGGCCUUCGUGUACCACGCAUACGUGUUCCUGCUGGUCUUCUCCUGCCUGGUGCUGUCGGUCUUCUCCACCAUCCGAGAGUACGAGAAGAGCUCCGAGGACGCGCUCUACAUCCUGGAAGUGGUGACCAUCGUGGUGUUCGGCGUGGAGUACUCGGUGCGCAUCUGGGCGGCGGGAUGCUGCUGCCGCUACCGAGGGUGGCGAGGCCGGCUCAAGUUCGCCCGCAAACCCUUUUGCGUCAUCGACAUCAUGGUGCUGAUCGCGUCCAUCUCGGUGCUGGCGGCGGGGACCCAGGGCAACGUGUUUGCCACGUCGGCCAUCCGCUCGCUGCGCUUCCUUCAGAUUCUGCGGAUGAUCCGCAUGGACCGGCGCGGGGGGACCUGGAAGCUGCUCGGGUCCGUGGUCUACGCCCACAGCAAGGAGCUGAUCACGGCCUGGUACAUCGGCUUCCUGUGUCUGAUCCUGGCCAGCUUCCUGGUUUAUUUGGCGGAGAAAGAGGACAACGAGCAAUUUGAGACGUACGCCGACGCCCUCUGGUGGGGACUGAUCACGCUGACCACCAUCGGCUACGGCGACAAGUUCCCCGUCACUUGGAACGGUCGCCUGCUGGCGGCCACCUUCACGCUGAUUGGCGUUUCCUUCUUCGCUCUGCCAGCCGGCAUCCUGGGUUCUGGUUUUGCUCUGAAGGUCCAAGAGCAGCACAGACAAAAACACUUUGAGAAAAGACGAAACCCAGCAGCUGGACUCAUUCAGGCCGCGUGGAGGGUUUACGCCACAAACCUGAGUCGAUCCGACCUGACGUCCACGUGGGACUACUACGAGAGGACCGUGUCCGUCCCCAUGUACAGGUUAAUUCCACCCCUCAACCAGCUGGACCUCCUCAGGAACCUCAAGAACAAGUCGGGACUCUCAUUCAGGUCUCAGGUCUUUCAUCAAGAAGUGUCUUGGGAUUCGUGUUAUCUUUUAUUUGAAUGUCAUUCCAAGAAUGAUUUCCCUUUCUUAUGUCCCCGCAGGAAGGAUGUCCAACCGGAACCAUCACCGAGUCAGAAGGUGAGUCUGAAAGAGAGAGUCUUCUCAUCUCCACGCAGUUCGGGAACCAAAGGAAAAGGUUCCCCUCAGCAUAUGGUGCCGGUGGUCGGUCCAGGUAUGGCAGCUCCCAACGUCCCUGGGGGUGUUCAAGCCCUGCGCCGGUCCCCCAGCAUAGAUCCCAGUCUGGAGGACAGCCCCAGUAAGGUCCCAAAGAGCUGGAGCUUCGGAGAACGCAGCAGAACGAGGCAGGCCUUCAGGAUUCGAGGAGCCGCAUCCCGCCAGAACUCUGAAGUGCUCAUCGAGAUGCAGGACGAGGAGUUCCGGCAGAAGAGCUCGCCAGACGCUAGCCUGCCGGGAGAAGACAUGGCCGACGACAACAAGAGCUGCCACUGUGAGUUUGUUCCGCAGGAUUUGACGCCCGGCAUCAAGGUCACCAUCCGAGCCAUCUGGUACGGAGACUCUACUUCGCCAAGGGUUGCCGCCGACGCCAUUUUGUCGACUUCACUCAUCGCUUUGCUUGCCCUUUCUUUGCAUUUUGAUUCAUAUUUUUGGUUCAUACUUUGGUUUAUUUUGCUCACACCAGGACCAACGUCACCAUCAGCUGUUGGUAUCAUGCGCUUCAUGGUGUCCAAAAGAAAGUUUAAGGAGAGUCUUCGUCCCUACGACGUCAUGGACGUGAUUGAACAGUAUUCGGCGGGACACCUGGACAUGCUUGCGCGCAUAAAGAACCUUCAGUCAAGGGUGGACCAGAUCGUGGGCAGAGGCACACCAACUGCAGACAAGGACCGACCCAAAGCUGCAGCGGAGGAAAUCCCCGAGGACCCUAGCAUGAUGGGACGCUUAGGGAAGGUGGAGAAGCAGGUCCUCUCCAUGGAGAGAAAGCUGGACUUCCUAGUCAAUAUCUACAUACAGCGAAUGGGAAUCCCUCAGACAGAGACUGACGCCUAUUUUGGAUCAAAGGAACCAGACCCGGCGCCACCUUACCGCAGUCCGGUCGACCAGCUGGAGAAGAGCCAGUCCAUUCAAAAGAUCCCUCUCGGGUUCCAGGCCGACGUUGUUGACAAGAGUCAUUUUGAGCCCAAGAUGGUCCGGUCCAGCAGUUCUACUGGGCCCCGGAAUCAAAACGCCAGCACCUGCCCCCCUUCCACAUCCUGGCAGCCAAUCAGUUCCCAGGUCCACCACCAGGCCCCGCCACCCCCUCUGCGUAGCCACGGGAACACCCCGAGUCCGGCCGGGGGAGAGCCACUGGUUCGGCUCCCCCCGCCCCCGGCUGGAGAACGGCACGGCGGGAACCGACCUAACCGCCACAGUACCGGAGAGAGGGGCGGGACCGAGGAAGGAGGGGGGGCGGCGGCGGAGGAGGCGGGGGCCAAGCCUGAGAGCGACCGCUCCCUGUCCAUCCCAUCUGUGGACCACGAUGAACUGGAGCACUCCUUCAGCGGGUUCUCCAUUUCGCAGUCCCGGGAGAAUCUGGACUUCCUCAACAGCGGGUUCUACUCAACUAACAAUUUGGGGGGAGCGGCGGGGGGUUCCCGCUGCGCCGCCGUCAGACCUUACAUUGCGGAGGCAGAGUCGGACUCCGACUCGGAGCUCUGCGCACCCUCGCCGCACUCGGACCGUGCCUGGACCGGAGCCAAGUAGGCCUAAGUGCCAAUCGGCAGAACUCUAGAGAUAAGAAGUUCUAGUAAUAAUAAUAAUAAUAAUAAUGUGCUGGGGGGGGGGCAAAAAACAACCACCUGGAAAAUAAAGUUGCAGCAUGAUUGGACAGAAAAAAAAAGCAAAACAAACAAGAUGAUCUAACCAAACAUCAACUUUUGUUUUGUGAUGACUGCAACAACGAAGACGCCUUCGCACCGGGUUGGUCGACCGCCGGGAACGAGCUCGGCGCUGGAGAUUGUCACGGCGACGGGACCGAGUCGGGCUUUCGGUGGCUCGCCCGAGGACACGCCGGCGAUUGGACUCAGCCGGGCAACUGAGCCGCGGCCGGCCUGCGUGCCAGCGCAAAGUCACGGUAGCACCGAAUUGGUUCACUGUGAAACCGAUGUUCACUCGCUUUGCGCUAUUUGCUGGCUCCUUUCUACGUACGUACGAACGGAUGGAUGGAUUGUUUUGGAAUAGGUAACAUACCUCAUUUUUAUGACAUAAUUAUUAGUAAUCUGAAGGUGGCAUCGAACAGAAGAUAGAAGAAAGUUCUGACUUUUUGAAAAAUGACCAUCGGAAACAAUAAUCCAGAAGUCCCUUCAACGCUUUUUAAAUGGGAACAAGUCUUUGAGCUAGCGCCAGUGCUACUUAGUUCGACCACUUCUCGUGCUAACAACUGAUCGAUUCUCAAGGCUACGAUAAUGUGAAUAUGAAAUGGCUUCCAUUAUUAUGGCAACUUAGCAUGGCUUUCUGUGCUGUAUUAGAGGGCGGCGCUAAUGCUCAUGCUAACGGCAGUAAUCAGAGUUCGUAUUAUGUAUGCGAAAUGGAAAUAUGUCCUCAAAUGUUAUUUACAAAAACUAACUUUGGAAUGUGGAGGUAAAAGCUAGCCUAACAUGCUAACAUGCUGAUGGCGCAACUCCAAAGAUUAAUGACAGACUUAUUGGUCACGUUUUAGAACCAGCGACUCCCACACACACACACACACACACAUCGAAACACGUGGGCAACUUUUUGUUUUCCUAAAGGGACAAACCGCCCCCCCCCCCACCGUAUAUACACAUGAGGCUUCUUCCCCUUUCACGUAUUCAGAACUGUUAUUAAUAAAAGGCUGACGUGUCUAUGCUCAGCUAAUCUUGUACUGCUGUAUUAUUGCUCAUUAACAACCAAUAUGCUCUGAAUCAAGAUGACUGAAUAAAGUUUAAAAAAAUAAAUAAAUGUACCCUGCUCGAGGUGCUUAUUGAAAAUGCUCGCAAGACGCAGUAUAAUGCCAAAUAUGAAACUGAGCAAAUACAAAGUGCAUCCGAUUGAUCUCGCCCCCUCACAAAAUGUCCAUUUUUGACGCGGAGUCAAAAUUGAACUUUUCACAACAUCAACAUUUUAAGGACGGUUACACUUCGUAAUUCCAAUUGAGGCCCCGUAGCUCAGUGGUUGUGGGUUCAUAUCCCACCGGGGCCUCCGCUCCCUGAGAAGGGUCGCGUCAGGGAGGGCAUCCGGCGUCAAAAUUGUGCCAAACACCUACGUGUGCGUUGAUCUGAGAUGAUACGCUGUGGCGACCCCGAAAGGGACAAGCCGAAAGAAACACUUCGUAAUUCCAAUUGAACACAAAUAAUUACGUCAAGUAUUUGGGAGUGUGGUAGGGAAGAAGUGAAGAAACGGGCGGAACGCUCGGCGGAAGGUGUCUGGUGUUCUACGUGACAGAAGAGUCUCCGCUAGGAUGAAGUUAAUAAGAUGACGGACACAUCAGAGACGGACGGUGGCAGGAAGCAGAAGAUGCUCAGCUUCUCGCUUGGAGUGACAAGUUUGGAUAGGGUGAGAAAUGAGUUCGUUAGGAGGCCAAAGUCGGAUGUUUUGGAGAGACGCUUUGGACAUGUCCGGAGGCCAGAGAGACCAAAGAGAAGGAUGAUGGAGGACACGGACAGAGGAGAGGAAGACGCAGGAGACGGGAAAAAGAUGACACGCCGUACGCGACGAGCCCAAAUUAAGAGAGAAAGAAGAAGCAUUCCAUCAAGUAUCUGAAGUACAGUUCUGCCACGUUACUGUAAAGAGCACGUUCCAUGAGCGUACCUCAUAAAAACGUCGUCAUCGAUCAAAAUAAAAAAAAAAAACACAU
Molecule: messenger RNA, 5305 nt
Organism: Syngnathoides biaculeatus (alligator pipefish)
Lineage: Eukaryota; Metazoa; Chordata; Actinopteri; Syngnathiformes; Syngnathidae
Product: potassium voltage-gated channel subfamily KQT member 2-like
Exons: 18
Coding region: 268-3195 (975 amino acids)
Biological process (GO): transmembrane transport; potassium ion transport
Cellular component (GO): membrane
Molecular function (GO): voltage-gated potassium channel activity
Source: RefSeq, a predicted model, not a curated record